Molecule: messenger RNA, 4963 nt
Organism: Passer montanus (Eurasian tree sparrow)
Lineage: Eukaryota; Metazoa; Chordata; Aves; Passeriformes; Passeridae
Exons: 6
Coding region: 291-3908 (1205 amino acids)
Cellular component (GO): extracellular matrix
Molecular function (GO): protein binding
Source: RefSeq, a predicted model, not a curated record
AUCCUGAGCAGCUCCUCGGUGCCACCGGAACCUGAGCCGAGGUUGCUGCAACCGCGGAGGCGCGGCUGGGGUGAGACUGCGUUAGAGGCAGGCAGGGAAGUUCCAGCUGCCCCAUGCUUAGCAAGGGACUGCAGUGGCUCUCCAGGAAGCCCAAAGGGGCCACGUGUGCUGACUCUCCUUAGCUGCUUCCUCCCGAAUAUCCUUUCCCGGCAGCUGCUGGACUGGGACUGCCCGGAGGAGCACAGAGCUGAGCUCGCUCAGUGCUCGUGGCUGCAGGACACUCGGGCCCAAUGGAGCAGGGAGGCUGGCAGCGGUGGCUGCUGCUGCUGGUGGGCAUCCAGCUGGCCAGUAGCCAGUGCCCAGAGCAGUGCCAGUGUGUCCGUAGUGCCCAGGUGGAGUGCUUUGGUGCCGACAUCACCACAGUCCCCAGCCCCAUCCCUGCCAACGCCAUGACCCUGCAGAUCAUCAACACGGGCAUCGCCGAGCUGGGCGACGCCGCCUUCGGCAACGCCUCCCUGCUGAUCGGGCUGCGCGUGGAGAAGAACGCCCUGUCACGCAUCAGCCCCGGGGCCUUCCAGAACCUGCCCGACCUGCGCUACCUCAGCCUGGCCAGCAACAAGCUGCAGGAGCUCCCUGUGCAGGUCUUUCACCCUCUGGACAAGCUGGAGUCUCUGCUCCUCUCCAGCAACCAGAUCCUCCAGGUCGAGCCUUCCCACUUUGCCCAUCUGAGCAACCUCAAGGAGCUGCAGCUGCACGGGAACAACCUGAAGGAGCUGCAGGAGGGGGUGUUUGACCAGCUGACCAGCCUCACCAAGCUCAACCUGGCCAGGAACAACAUCGACCGCCUGCCGCCCCGUGCCUUCGAGCGGCUGGCGCGGCUGCAGGUGCUGCGGCUCUACGAGAACCGGCUCCGGCACAUCCCGGUGGGCACCUUUGAUGGGCUGCCAGAGCUGCAGGAGCUGGGGCUGCAACAGAACCAGCUGGAGACGCUGUCCCCGGAGCUCUUUGUGCACAACACCAACCUGCAGAAGCUCUACCUGUCCAACAACUUCCUCACCACUCUGCCGAGCGGCGUCUUCUUGCCUCUGCAUGCUCUCGCCAAGAUCACCCUGUAUGUCAACCGUCUGCGGGACAUCUCCCCCAGUGCCUUUGGGCCCAUGCCCAACCUGCAGGAGCUCUGGCUUUACGAAAAUGAGCUUUCUACCCUCCCCACUGCCGUCUUCAGCAACCUCACCCAGCUGCAGCUCCUGGUUCUCAGCAAGAACCGGCUGCGGUCGGUGGCACCGGGCGCUUUCCAGGGCUUGGGGGAGCUGCUGGAGCUGUCGCUGCACUCCAAUGCCCUGCGCCGCCUGGAUGCCCGGGCACUGGAGGGGAUGCCCAAGCUGCAGAACAUCUCUCUGCACCACAACCAGCUGCAGGCGCUGCCACGGGGCCUCUUCAGGGCCACCCCUGGGCUGCGGCAUCUGCAGCUGCACUCCAAUGCCCUGGAGUACCUGCCUGCCGGCAUCUUCUCCCCGCUGACUGCCCUGCGAGAGGUGAGGCUGCACAACAACUCCUGGCGCUGUGACAAGGACAUCCUGCCCCUGCAGGGCUGGCUGGAGGAGAACCCUCACAAGGUGGGUGAGAUCGCCCCGCUGUGUGCCCAGCCUCCCACCCAGCAGGGCAUCCCCAUCGCCGAGCUGCCACAGGACCAGUUCCUCGACCCCCAGGCCCCCACUGCUGCUCCUCAUCCCAGCACCCUGCUCCCUGCUGACGCCUCGGAGGCAGCAUCAGAUGAUGCCUCAGCAGCAGAAGAUGCCUCGAUGGAGCCCCCCACAGGGCUGCCAGCCUCCCCACGGGAGGAUGAGGAGGAGAAGAAGGAGGAGGAAGAGAGGGGGCAGUGGGGUCUGACACGCCUGCAGAGUGGGGUGGUGGUAGCAGUCAUCGUGCUGGUGUGCGUGGCCCUGCUGGCUGCUCUGGUGGCUCUGGUGGUCUAUGGCUGUCGGAAGAAGAGCCACGUUGUGCUCAUGAGGAUGAAGGCUCCGAAUGAACUGCCUUCUCCAGCUGUAGCACGACCAUGGGGGAUUGAGCUCACCUCCGUGUGUGCUGCAGUGGCACCAGGCUUCCUGAGGACUGCUGCUGUGGGACAAGCAGCGAGAGGCAGCUCCGCCCCAGCAGGAACAGCUUGUCCCUGGCUUCGGCUGGCUUCCCAUCUGCCCCAGAAAACACCGUCCCAUCCCAGCAAGCAGCAUCCCUGCAAAUCUGCUGCAGGUUCGGCCACCGUCCCUGUGAUGCCACACUUGUGCAGGCUGCUGAUCUACGUGCUGCUGGGGCUGGGGUCCCUGCUGGUGGGGGCACUGUCCCCAUCCUGCCCCCCUACCUGCCAGUGCUAUGACACCUCCAAAGUCUUCUGCUCAAACGAAAAGAUGCAGGAGAUCCCGGAGGGCCUGCCCGGAAGUGCCACCCACCUCUUCUUCGUGGAGACAGCCCUGAGCAGCAUCCGCAGCGGGGACUUGGGCUCCAGCACCACGCUCACCAAGCUGGUCUUCAUCAAUAACAACAUCCAGCAGCUGGAGAUUGGUGCCUUUCAGGGGCUGCCCAGCCUCACUGAGCUGGAGGUGUCAGGCAACCCCUUGUCAUCCGUCAGCCUCGGGAUGCUGGCAGGGUUGACCAGCCUCAGCAAGCUCUCCCUCAGUGCCAACACCAUCCGCACCCUACAGCCGGGGCUCUUCACUGGCUCUUGCCGCCUGCAGGAUCUGAGCUUGUCAGGGAACAAGAUCGAGGCACUGCCCCCUGGCAUCUUCCGCCCACUCCGGCGGCUCCGGGCCCUGGACCUGUCUCAGAAUGCUCUGGCUGAGCUGCCGGAUGGGCUGCUGGCCCCACUUGUCGCCCUUCGUGUCCUCAAGCUCAGUGACAACCUGCUGGCACGGGUGCGUCCUGGUGCUUUCAGGGCACUAGGCCAGCUGACUGAGCUCCACCUGGAUGGCAACCGGCUGGAGGAGCUGCCCUCCGGCAUCUUCUCCAGGCUGGGGGCGCUGCGGCGGCUGCAGCUGCAGCACAACGCCCUGGGCAGCCUGGCCCCCGACAUCUUCACAGGCCUCCUCAACCUCACUGUCCUCAGCCUGGAGGGCAACAACCUGGCCACCGUGCCUGCCAUGCUGUUCGCUGGCACCCCUGGCCUCCUCCACCUCUCGCUGGCUCGCAACCAGCUGGAGACACUGCCCCAGGAGCUCUUUGCUAACCUGUCAGUGCUGGAAACCCUGGAGCUCUCACACAACGCCAUAGAUCACCUGCCCACUGCGGCUUUCCAGGGGCUGGCAGGGCUGACAGAGCUCCAGCUGAGCCACAACAACCUCUCCAGGCUGCCGGCGCGGCUGCUGGCUGGGCUGCCCCUCCUCACCGCCCUGGCGCUGGACCACAACCGCCUGGCCCGCCUGCCCCCGGGGCUCUUCGAUGCCAACGAAGAACUGGUGCGUGUGGGGCUGGCCGGCAACCCCUGGGUCUGUGACUGCCACCUCUCCUACCUCCUGCGCUGGCUCCAGAGCUUUGCCGAGCCCCUCAUCCACGGCCAAGCCUUCUGUGCCGAUCCAGCCGCUCUCCGGGGCCAGUCCCUGCUGGAGGUCUCCGGCGGGCAGCUGGAGUGCCCAGGCGCACACGGUGUCCCCCCAGAGGAAGGCUGGCACACGGAUGCUCCGGGACACUGCACCUACACCGACCCCGAGGGCACGGUAAGCGUGGCCUGCAAUGCCACGAGGUGCCAGCAGCUCAGCCUUCGCCUGCCUGCGCCCGGGCAGGAGCAGGGCCUGGGGCCGGCCUACCGCGGGGCCUGGCUGCUGCGCUCCCGCUGUGGCACGCUGCACGUCAGCGUCCUUGUCACAGCACAGAGCGGCAGCCAGCCCACACCGCCAGCUCUGCCCACGCUGCCCUAAGGCUUGGGCAGGCGUUUGCUUCUGCUCCAGCAACCUCUGAACCAGCCUGGGAAACAAAUAGCUCUCCGUCUCGCUCCGCUACCGCUGCUGUGGUCCCCAGCUGUCCCCGAGCUCUCCGCAGCAGCUGGCCCGGUGCUACUUAUCCUCUCAGCUAUGUGUUUCCUGUGUAUUGCAAAUAUAAUUAAAAUUUAUCUAUUAUUUCUGUGCUGCUAGUUCCCAUGGCAGAGAGAGGAAUCAUUCUGUCUGUGUGCCUGGGAGUGAAGUGAAGGUCGAUGUGGUACACUGGGAUCUUGUGAGGAGCUGUGCAUGGUGGGCACAGUGCAGCUGCCUGGUGGUGAGCAGGUGCCACUGUGGCAUCCUCAUGGUGUGCUCGUGUCUGCCUGCUGCAGCCACCUUCCCUUGGCACUGCAGAGGGAAGAGAGGCCCAGCUGCAGCCUGGCAAAACCUGAGGACACGGAUUUGUGUUGUCCAAGGGAGGUGGGUGAGGGUGAGUGCUGCUGAUUGCCCAGCAAGGGGGAUGAGCUGCCUGGCUGCAGGGUGAGCUCCAGCCCAGGUGUGCACAACCAGGUCCCACCCCUACCCUGUCAGGGCUUGGUCUGCAGCCCUGCAGCCUGAAAAUGGAAAGUGGCAAGCUUCAUGUAAAUGAGAGGAAGAACUUCACUGUGAGGGUGAGUGGCACAGGUUGCCCAGUGAGGUUGUAGAGUCUCCUUCUCUGAAUAUAUUAAAAAGACAAGUGAACAGAGCCAUGGGUACCCAAGGAACCCUACUUCAGUGGGGAAGUUGGACCAGAUGUCUUCCACUGGUCCCUUCCAACCUCUCCCAUCCCGGGGAUUCUGAUUCUGUGGCCUGUGGAGACGAGGCACAAAGUCCCAGCAGUGCUGCCCAGGGGUGACAGGUAAGGCGUGUGCUCCCCUGGGAGGGUGAGCAUGGCUGCACACACGGGGCUGUGAGCGCACAGUGUCCGUGUGAGAGUGUCCCUGUGUCUGUGCCUGUCAGCACGGGCCUGUCCGUGUCUGUCUGUCCGUGCGUGUCGGUGCCGCGGUGCUGCGGCACCA